UACGCAACUUUAUUCGGCUUUUUGUAACAUCUUUUCAACUAUACAUACAUAAGUGUGAGGUACUUAGUCGCAGAUAUCAUACUUCCUGUCGCUGCUACUUUGCUGAUGACCCCCCAGACCCGAAGAUCUAUCAGACAUCUACGACCAUGUCCCUCCGGCCUUCAGGAGAUAUGUCGCAGCCACUUACCUCUCCCUACCCCAAACCAAUACCACCCGAAAAGCUACCGAAAGCAUUGAGGCUUUACCGCAAGUAUAAGUUUGGAGAAGGUCUCGAUCGGCUCGGCACCCCUGGGACAACCCAUUCAACUACGUCACGCACGUCAAUAUCAAACGCACCCUCUGUUUCAACGUCUGCGGGUGACCGAGGAACAGAUGUCUCGUCAGUCAUGUCGUUCCCCGUCAGGGGAAGCCCAUCGUCCUCGACAUCUAAUGCUAAAGGCGAAUUGACAACAUUUGAUGGCAAAAAGUGUAAAGUGCGCACAAGGAGGCCUUUUAAUGAUAAAGACAGAGCAAAGGCUGCGUUGAUUCGUCAUCUUGGAUCAUGUUCGGCGUGCCGUAAAUCAAAGACUCCUUGUCCACUCAAGCAUCACGAUGUUGACGCUCUUGAAAGAGCCUUACUAUCUGGGUCUCAAUCCUCAUGGUCCCAAGCACAGCAACGCCAGUCGCGCUCCUCGGGAUCUAGAUCUUCAGAUAAAACCGCUAGAUCCUUGUCUGGCCCACCUAAAUCAUCUGGAGGUUCACUAGGCCAGAGCAACGCACUUUUUGGUCUUGGUCAGAAUGAGCAACUCCUUCGGACCGUCUCGAUAGAACCUCAAUCAUCUGUUGCCGAUCCAUUGGCUGGGAUACCGAUACAGAUACCAGACAUUGAUAUCUCGAGUCCUCCAUAUGCUUCGUAUCAAAGUGGUCAGCUGGUUGCUCUUGGGGUCCUCCGUGGUUUGUAUAUCUGCAAGUAUCUUGGAUACCUUUGUGAGCAACGCUUCAGCAAUCCAGAUAGCUUACAAGAUCAUUUUGAGAACUCCCACUUUCCCAUCACUCGUAUCAAACCAGCCCAUCGUUACAUAUGUUCGCGUUGCGAAUAUAUGAAUGACUGUCAUACAGGCCCUUGCCAGAAUUGCAGAAUCGAUGGCUCAAUUGAGAUCUGGAUAUAUGGACACUUUAUCUCUAAUCCGUCUCACCAGCGAUAUCCACCUGACGGCCAAGAUCCUUUCAGAGGGGCCAUGCCUUCAUCGAGGCUUCUUUACCCCGAGCCAUACGCUUUCCCAGGCCCGAAUCUUGACUUCGGCCAAGGCCCUCGCAAUGGAGGUUCUUUCACUGGUGAUUUCAACGAUGAUUUCGGCUUCAACGGUGACUUCAACGGUGACUUCAACGGAGGCUUUGACGGAAGCUUCAACGGUGGCUUCGGUUUCAUGGAUGGUCCUAACAAUGCCUUCGGUGGUGAUAAUACAUUUGGAGAUGACGGCUCUCAAGGGUAUUAUCAUAACAACACCCACGAUACCCCACAAUCAGGUGGCUACCAGAGCCAGGGGAAUAGGUCCUUGGGGGCUCGGUAUAUGGCAAAAAUGGGUUGUCUCAGCAUCCGGUCCUGGUAUACGAAGGCCCUCCAGAACCAUCGUUACCGAUUCUCCCUUCUCGCAUUGGCUCUCCUGGUCACGAUCGCAUUGAUCAUUGAGACGCAUGACUGGCUGAUCAUGACGGUCCGCGUCUUCCCUUUCCGACCAAACCUUGCAACUAUGGGCCUCAUCGUUGGGCUUGCCUCCUUUGCAACGGGCUAUGCGUAUUGGUCUCUGAAGCGCCCUUCUGUGCAGCAUGUUGUGAGCAGUGUAAGUACUGUCCUGUCAUUGUUUAGUAACCUCCCUCUAGACGAGCUGACCGUCCCAGCGAACUCGGCGAUGUCCUUUGCAUGACCAUCUUCCCACCUUCUCUUCGGAUUGCAAACCUAUAGGGCCUCCUAUCCAUAUGCGGGACGUGGUGGGUAGAUUAUGAUGGUGAACUGACACGCUCUUGUGCAUUUCCUGGCGGCCCUCUAUUUAGCGGUGCUGUCCCGCUUGUGUUUGUGGUACUGUAGCAUGGCGUUGAUAUAUAGAUUCCCUCGAUUCAGAUCCGUGUAUCAUUACCAGCACUUCCCUUCAAAAGGCGCGAGGAGGGGGGUGAGUACAGUUGGGGUACUUGAGGAAGGUUAUGUUUAUGAUGAUGAUGAUGAUGAUGAGAUGAUGAGAUGAUUGACAGCACUGUCAUUUGUGCAUUAGAUGCGCAUCCUUGAAGCAUGAGCGAACAUCUCCACAAGAGAAGAGUCAGGGCAGUCACUACUACCUGCCGGCGCUGGUAGACUUUCUCCCUACUAAGCAUCAGCCACCACACUUGCAAGGCCUGG
Messenger RNA from Amorphotheca resinae ATCC 22711, 2371 nucleotides. RefSeq lists its product as hypothetical. The transcript has 3 exons. Lineage: Eukaryota; Fungi; Ascomycota; Leotiomycetes; Helotiales; Amorphothecaceae. The record is from RefSeq and is a predicted model, not a curated record. Bases 147 to 1904 code for a protein of 585 amino acids.